AUGUAUUUCCACUCUGCAAGUUCAAGGCGAGAACAAUAUCAUGCUAUCCGUUCGAAACGAAAUCGACCAAAGACGCCAUCGCACGCACCAAAUACAUCCGGCGUAGACAGUGGAUAUGGUUCAGCAUCUUCAUCCCCUACAUCGGCUAUCUCUCACUCUUUUCACACAUCUGCAGCCCAACCCGAUUCCAUAGACACGGGCAAAGAAGCAUCGUCCGACGGCGCUGGUUACGUUGGUUGUACUACGGAAAUCAAUGUUAGCAAAGCAGUCAAAGCCGAACGUAAAAAGAAGCGUCAGCCUCCUCGACAGCAUGAUCUUGUAUAUAGUUGUCCUCGACCAUUGGCCUUUCCCUUUCAUAACGAUUGUCAUUUUUUACCCGUUGCCGAAGCAGAUCCUCGGGAUGUCGCACGAGUGGCGCCCAAGAAGCCAAUUUCACCCUCCAUGACCUCGAGCAAAACAUCCACCAAAACAUCCUUCCGCGAUUUUCGAACAGGAUCUGCAUCACUGCGAUCACGAUCGUCGACUACGUCGCAGUACACAAAGUCGGACGUUGACGCAGAUUCAGCAAUCAGUCAUCGAACCUCGAUUUUAAGCUCUGUGCAACAAGGAACAGUGCGCUCGCUACGGUCGCUGUUUCAAGUCUCGUCGAAAUCCGAGAGUACAGCACCUUCCGAACGGCUGCCCCGGUUAGAAGUCAAGAAAGGCACCGUAGAAUCUUUGAGAAAGAUAUUUAGCAAGCGCCAAUCCAAGGAUCUGUCGUCGACGGCGCAUUCAGAAAUUUCCGCACAAAGCUCGGAAGCUGCAAUAAUAACGCCACGGGAUAAUGGUGAUGAUAAUGAGCCCAUCAAGGCUGACAAAUCGGGAAGACGGUCUGCUUUUUCACCGUCAUCCUUGUCAGCCAAGUUCAAAGCACUGCCGUCGAAAUUAUCAUCUUCUGUUUCAUCCUCGCGAAAACACCCGCCAAAGGCUUCACCAUCGGCCAGCAAUGAACAUCCCAAUCCAUCGAUACCUUCCAAACCAUCUAUCCUCGGGUCAUCCUUCUUUGGCGUAAGUAUAUUACGUAAGAAAGCAGCCAAAGACAACAACCCUGCCAGUGUAACUCCCUCGUCGUCUAUCGAAGAAAUACUCGAUAACCUUAUGCCAAGACCCCCCAUGACUCCGCCACAAUCUUCAGCCGCCUCGAAAAUCGAUCUGUCAUCCAGCCUGAAAAACCUUUCCUCCCGAUUGUUCGCCACUUCCUCUCACAAAUCUUUGACCGAUAACCAACAUGAUAGUUCCUCACCUCAGCCGCGUCAUGGAUUCGGAUUUCCUUCGCCACGCCGUUCAAAAUCCACCACACACGAUGAUUUGAAAAAGCAAACACAUUCCACGGAACCUACACUGACACCCACCAGCGCGCCUACAAGGAUCGGCCGUUUCUGGAAGACUUUUAAGAACAUGAUCACUGGACACAAGUCUUCUCGCGUGGGUAUUCUGUAA
Radiomyces spectabilis is the source of this 1479-nucleotide messenger RNA. RefSeq lists its product as uncharacterized. The record is from RefSeq and is a predicted model, not a curated record. The transcript has a single exon. The coding region runs from base 1 to 1479 and encodes 492 amino acids. NCBI's taxonomy places the organism in Eukaryota, Fungi, Mucoromycota, Mucoromycetes, Mucorales, Radiomycetaceae.